AUGGCUUCUCGUGCGUUAUCAAGAGCUAUCAGAAUACCGGCAGCAAAAUCCAUCCAUGCUUCUGCUUGUCGCACCAUCGCAUGCUCGGUGAGAAGUGCCGCCAGAGUCUCUGUCGCUCGUGCGGCAGUUGCUAUAACUCCAGUGUCCCAAACUCGGACCGUUAAGACUGUAGCAUUUGCCAACGUUGAAGAAGAAAUUCAUGAGAGGGCAGAUUGGCCAGUAUCUAAGCUUCAGGAAUACUUCAAAAAUGAUACCAUGGCCAUCAUUGGGUACGGCUCGCAGGGUCAUGCUCAAUCACUCAACAUGCGCGAUCAAGGUCUGAAAGUUGUGAUUGGAGUGCGCCGAAACGGUCAAUCUUGGCUUGACGCCCAAAAAGAUGGUUGGAUUCCUGACAAGAACUUAUUUGAAAUUGACGAAGCGAUCUCACGAGGGACCAUCAUCAUGAACUUACUCAGCGACGCAGCUCAGUCAGAGACUUGGCCCGCUAUUAAGCCCCAAAUAACGAAAGGAAAGACUCUAUAUUUCUCCCACGGAUUCUCGCCAGUCUUUAAGGAUCAGACCAAAGUCGAGGUUCCAAAUGAUGUCGAUGUUAUCCUCGUAGCACCAAAAGGUUCUGGUAAAACUGUACGAACUCUUUUCUGCGAGGGACGUGGUAUCAAUUCGUCGAUUGCUGUAUUCCAAGACGUGACAGGAAAAGCUAAAGAGAAAGCAAUUGCUCUCGGCGUGGGUGUCGGAUCGGGCUAUCUAUAUGAAACAACUUUCCAGAAAGAGGUCUAUUCAGAUUUGUAUGGCGAGCGAGGAUGCCUGAUGGGUGGAAUCCAUGGCAUGUUCCUUGCACAAUACGAGGUAUUACGUGAAAGAGGUCACUCUCCUUCAGAGGCCUUUAAUGAGACAGUUGAAGAAGCGACGCAGUCGCUCUACCCCCUAAUUGGAGCCAACGGAAUGGACUGGAUGUACGCUGCGUGUUCGACAACAGCGCGACGGGGUGCCAUUGACUGGAGUGGUCGAUUCAAGGAAAGCCUAAAGCCAGUAUUCAACGAGCUCUACGAUAGUGUUGAGAGCGGAAAAGAAACAGAGCGCAGCCUGCAAUUCAAUUCACAAAAGGACUAUCGUGACAAGUAUGAAAAGGAGCUCAAGGAAAUUCGAGAGCUCGAAAUUUGGAGAGCUGGAAAGGCUGUCAGAUCUCUACGCCCUGAAAACCAAAAGUAG
This is a messenger RNA of Blumeria graminis f. sp. triticale, 1209 nucleotides long. NCBI's taxonomy places the organism in Eukaryota, Fungi, Ascomycota, Leotiomycetes, Helotiales, Erysiphaceae. The record is from the annotation of a GenBank genome assembly.